Camelus dromedarius (Arabian camel) is the source of this 3852-nucleotide messenger RNA. RefSeq names its product phosphatidylinositol 4-kinase type 2 beta (gene PI4K2B). The record is from RefSeq and is a predicted model, not a curated record. Lineage: Eukaryota; Metazoa; Chordata; Mammalia; Artiodactyla; Camelidae. Gene Ontology annotation, cellular component: lysosomal membrane; endosome; plasma membrane. Gene Ontology annotation, biological process: Golgi organization; phosphatidylinositol phosphate biosynthetic process; endosome organization. The coding region runs from base 165 to 1625 and encodes 486 amino acids. Gene Ontology annotation, molecular function: 1-phosphatidylinositol 4-kinase activity. The transcript is spliced from 10 exons.
GCGGCCGGGCCGGGUAACCGCCCCGCGGGCGCCAAGCGGGACAGCGCGCAAGUGAGGGGCCUUCGCUCGGACCCAGCGGCUCCGGUCCUCCGUGAUGCCGAGGCCAGACCCGUACGCCCGGCUUCUCUGAGCGGGUCUCGUCCCGGAGGGCACCGAGGGAGGCCAUGGCGGAGCCCUUGGAGCCCGGGAGGCAGGCAUCCGCGGGCGGCGGGAGCCUGGAGGAGGAGGACGACGAGGAGCGGGAGCCGCUGCUGCCGCGGAUCGCCUGGGCCGAGCCGCGGAAGAGCGCGCCGGGGAGUGCCGUGAGGCAGGUGAAGGCUGCCGGGGACGAGGGCGCGGCCUCCCGUGGCCAGGCCAGCGACGAGGAACUGCUGCUCCGGCCUGGGGAUGCGUCUCCCUCCCCUUCCCUGGGUUUGGGGCGCCUCCGGAGCUCGCCCACCGACCUGGAUCGGAACCGCCCCGUGGGUUCAGAGUUGAAUACAUUUUUGGAUGAUCCAGAAUUUGCUGAUAUUAUAUUGAAAGCAGAGCAAGCAAUAGAAUUUGGAGUUUUUCCAGAAAGAAUCUCUCAAGGUUCAAGUGGAAGUUACUUUGUGAAGGAUCCUAAGAGGAACAUCAUUGGUGUGUUUAAACCUAAAUCGGAAGAGCCUUAUGGUCAGCUGAAUCCGAAAUGGACCAAAUAUGUUCACAAGGUGUGCUGCCCUUGCUGCUUCGGCAGAGGCUGCCUGCUUCCUAAUCAGGGAUACCUUUCCGAAGCUGGCGCCUCCCUCGUGGAUGAAAAGCUUCACCUGGGCAUUGUACCAAAAACAAGGGUGGUUUGGCUUGUCAGUGAGACAUUUAACUACAGUGCAAUUGACCGUGCAAAAUCUAGAGGCAAAAAGUAUGCUUUAGAAAAAGUGCCAAAAGUCGGUAGAAAAUUUCAUCGGAUAGGACUUCCUCCUAAGAUUGGUUCCUUUCAGUUAUUUGUUCAAGAUUACAAGGAGGCUGAAUAUUGGCUUAGGAAAUUUGAAGCUGACCCUUUGCCCGAGAAUGUUAGAAAACAGUUUCAGUCUCAGUUUGAAAGAUUAGUUAUUUUGGAUUACAUCAUCAGGAACACAGACAGGGGAAAUGACAAUUGGUUAAUCAAAUAUGAAAAGCAGAAACAUGAAAAGGAAAUUAAGGAAACAAAAUGGACUGAUGAUAAAGAAUCGCUUAUUAAAAUAGCUGCAAUUGAUAAUGGUCUAGCAUUUCCUUUUAAACAUCCUGAUGAGUGGAGAGCAUAUCCAUUUCACUGGGCUUGGCUUCCUCAAGCAAAAGUUCCUUUUUCUGAAGAAAUAAGAAACUUGGUUCUACCAUAUAUUUCUGACAUGAACUUUGUGCAAGAUUUAUGUGAAGAUCUUUAUGAACUUUUUAAGAUUGACAAAAGAUUUGACAAAGCCACUUUUGAAAGGCAGAUGUCUGUGAUGAGGGGUCAGAUCUUAAAUCUUACUCAGGCACUGAGAGACGGGAAGAGCCCUGUCCAGCUGGUACAGAUGCCUUGUGUGAUUGUGGAACGCAGUCAAGGUGGAAGUCAAGGCCGGAUUGUGCACCUCAGCAACUCAUUCACCCAGACUGUCCACUGCAGGAAGCCGUUCUUUUCCUCCUGGUAGCAGAUGCACGAGUGAGAAAAACAAACUAUUUGGCAUUUUCAUGUUGUUAAAACAUGACAGUGGUGUGAUCUCUGUUAAGAGCUCCAGUUGCCAAAACCUCAUAUAAUACAUUUUAACAGUACUCAAAGUUUACAGUUUCUUUGUCCAAAUAUUAAAUUUCUAUUUCAGGGAAGAAGUGAUGUAUCUCUUACAUCAUAUUUUUGUAGAAAAAUUGUAUUUUAUGUUGUUGAUGUUAGUUGAAGAGGUGAUUUCAUAGUUUACACAUUCUGAAACGACUGUAAUUACUUUAGAAUCCCAAACCAAAAAAUGAGGUGUGUGUUGACUUUGAAUACAGUAACUUUUUAUGUACCUUUUAAACACUGAGAAGAAUGUUCAUGUUAACUCAUCUUACAUUAUAUAAGGCCUUUCAGGUUGAAACUGCUCUUAGAAACUUUAAUAGAGUAGUUAAUAGAAAAAUAGGUAAGAAUAAAGCAAUGUUGCCUUAAUUUUAAAAGCUGCUAUUUUAGAACUUGAAUAAAUGCUCUUAAAGUAACCAUUAUUAGGGACCAGAAAAUUACAUUUUGUUUAAGUUACAGAUGACCAUUUUCUCUUUUUUGUACUUCAAAGUAUUUUUGGUCAAUUAGUUUGUUAUAGUGAGGGAAAAAAUCUUAAGGUUAUCUCCCUUUCUAAAAAAAAAAAUGGAAACACUAAACAGACUUGAGGGGAAUAAUAUGAAAUUAAGAUAGAUCCCUAAUAUUUUGAAAUUCCAAAAUAUCGUUAAAAAUUCCCUUCUGUUUCUUGCAUGGAAUCAGUACCUCAUGCGGAGUCAGUUAGUACCUCAGAGUACUGACUGGUUCAACUUAGUAUUUCCGUUAGCGUUCAACUUCACUGAAAGGUAAACCGUAACUCAAACCGUAUAUUGGAUUGCAUUUUUGGAGUCCUAGGACAUAACCUCUUAAAAAUAAUAGUAGUAUUGUAGGGUACUUGAAAUUACUGAUGUUAUUAUAAUUACAGUCACCUUUUAGAGUAUCAGCCCCAAUCAAAGGGGAACAUGACAGAGCUAACUAUAAAAUCAUUUUAAUUUGAUUUUGAGUAUCAGUAUGUCUGACAUCCUGGGUAUCUGUAGCACUUUUAACUCAUCAAGUGAUUUAAGUUGAGAUGAGCCCAGUGUGAAGAUUUGAUCCCAAAGAAGCUUCAUUCUCUUCUCCGCUUCAAAGAAAUAACAUCACCCCAUGUACUAAACUGGGCAGUUUGGCCUUUUGUUUUUUAAGCAUUCUGUCCUGUAAUUUUUAAAGUUAUUUUUGUGUAGAAAGUAUUUCCUGAAGUUGAAAUUAGGAUGGAAGUCAGAUGUGCCGUCAUCUCUCCCCUCACGCCUUUCCCCUGGCCUUCGUGGAUGUGAUGCGUGAGAACACUGCCGUCCUGGUAGAUGUCCGCCAGAUGCCGUGCUCGCCUCCCUCCCUGACUCUCCGUGCUCUUAAUGUUGAGAUGAUGGAAAAUGGACUGGAAAUUCAAAACUCAAGCUACUAUCUUUAGAUGAAUACUAGUAAUUAAAACGUGCCUUUUGAGGGUGUAUUCUUAUUGAAAUAAGUUGUUAUGAUGUGGGUACUGCUUUCAUCAGUUUUUUUCAGUAUUUUGAGGAUUGCUAUAUUAAUUUUUAUAGUGGAAACUUAGUGAGUUGCUUCUGUUUUAUAUCCUAAAAUUAAAAUAGUGUGGAAAUAUUUUUAAAUGGCCUGACCAGGCCAAAAGGGUAAAGUUGAAAUAUUUAAGAUGUGAUUACAAGUCAGAGUACAUUGCUUAUAUUUUGUAAAUUUUCAUGAGCUUCAUUCUUAUUUAAAUAUUGUGUUAAUUUUUUCAGCGAGUAUAUUUAUAGUGUCAAACAUGGUAGACUAAAGGUAAUAAAAAUAACUGCCUUAAGAUUAGACUUCUCCUGAAGUAUGUCUAUGGAAUAUUUAGAAUGCUUGUGAACACAUUUAUGUUUAUAAAUGAUGCCAAACCACCAUUUUCUUACUUCAUGUAUUAGUAUAGUUUAAUUCUUGGUCAUUCCAAAAGACAUGGUUAACUGGAAUCUUUAUAAUUAGAGACAUUUUAAUUCUUAUUUAAAUAUAUGCUGCCUUAUUCUCCCCCAAAUUUGUCAACAGUUGACGACUCUGGAAACAUGUUUUUGCAGUUCUGAAAACAGUUUGAUUCAGGAAAAUUUUUUUUAAUUUGAAGUUUUGUACUAAAGGAAUUAAAACCUUAUUAAAAACAA